ACAGUAAAUUAUUUUUCACUAUGAGACAGAAAGUUAAAAGUUUAGUUUUCAGUAAAAGGAUUUGCACAAAAUUCAACUACAUCAAAUCUACUAGAUGAAUACUAAUUUAUUCAUCAUUUUGUAUACUCCACUUUUAGACUAUUAUAAUCUUUAUCUCUAAAAUAUGGUGUUGAACUUUUGCCAAAUUGAUCAAACUCAACCUCAAUGAAAUUAAUGAUGAAAGUUUCAAAUUUGUAAUAAGUUUAUAUUGUUGGCAUAGAGGAUAUACUUGCCUCUUUGGCCCGAAGACUCACCAAAAAAUUAAACAUUAUGUUGGGCAAUUAACAGGAAAAUUUAACAAAAAUAAAUAAUGGAUGCCCCUCUGGAGGAAAACUACAAUGGUGGUUUUCUGGGUAGUUUUCUGUCAAAUAGUCUAAAAACCAACCAACUGGAGGUGAAUACGGAUGCAAAAACUCUGCGUCCAAUUGCUCGCCUCAAGGAACCCAGAGAUUUAUUUGCAUUGCCGAAAGAAAGAGAUUAUGACUGCCCCCAGCAAGCGGCACGAUGGCCGAUCGAGUGUCAGGUAUUGGAAGAACGAAUUUAUCACAUAGAAUACGUGCCAGAAUCUCCUGAACCGUACUAUCAGCCAACAGGAAAAGAACUGCAGCCACGACCAGUCGGAGAAGAGAAUGGAAUAGUGAUUUAUAAUUAUAAUCCUGUCAGUGCCGUCAAUUAUACAAAUAGAGACAGUGAUUCAGAUUCUGAUGACGAUGAUAGUUCAGCGACCGAGAUAAAUUACUCUUCAACAGCGGAAUCUGAUGAUAUAAAGAGGAAAACACCGGAUACAGAUGCAACAGAUUCCGAUGAGAGUGGAGAUGGCAAUUGUAAUGAUGAUGAUGACGAUGAUUGUGACGACACAAGUAUCAAAUGCAAAAGUUUAAAAUUAGAUAGUGCACAAAUUAAUAAUUCACAACCAGACACGGAGUCUUGCAACAAUUUCACAAGCAAUCUUCCACAGUUCAGUCGUUCCAGUGUGGGUGGAUCCAAAUAUUUACUCAAUGCCCAUCCAAAUCCACCAGAAAUUGAGGAUUUAGUGUUUGAAUCGCGAUUUGAAUCGGGAAAUUUAGCCAAGGCUGUGAAAAUAACAUCAGGAUACUAUGAACUCUACCUAAGACCCGAUAUGUAUACCAAUCGCCAUACACAAUGGUUCUACUUUCGCGUCAUGAAUACACGGAAAAAAAUUAACUACAGGUUCUCCAUUGUCAAUUUAGUAAAGUCGGACAGCCUUUACAAUGAGGGAAUGCGUCCCCUCAUGUACUCAACCAUCGAAGCCAAUACAUCACUCAUCGGUUGGAGGAGAUGCGGAGAAAAUAUCACAUACUUUCGCAAUGAUGACACAUUUCCCCUCAAUGAUGACGACGAUGAGAAUGGUUCCUACACAUUAACAUUCAAUAUUGAAUUUCAACAUGACAACGACACGGUAUAUUUUGCCCAUAGCUACCCCUACACCUACAGUGAUCUCCAGGACUAUCUAAUGGCCAUCCAGCGUCAUCCUGUAAAAUCCAAGUACUGCAAACUUCGACUACUCUGUAGAUCCCUAGCGGGCAACAAUAUCUACUAUUUAACAGUCACAGCACCUCAAACCGAAGAAGAGGCAGUAAAGCAAAAGAAACGGGCAGUUGUUGUAUCAGCCAGAGUUCAUCCUGGAGAAACUCCAUCAUCGUGGAUGAUGAAAGGACUGAUGGACUUUAUCACAGGCGAUUCUUACGUGGCCAAGAGACUUCGUCACAAAUUCAUCUUCAAACUAAUCCCAAUGCUAAAUCCUGAUGGUGUUAUCGUGGGCAAUACAAGGAGUUCCCUCACGGGCAAAGACUUAAAUCGACAAUACCGAACAGUUAUACGGGAAACGUAUCCUUCAAUCUGGUACACCAAGGCAAUGAUUAAAAGACUGAUGGACGACUGUGGUGUCGUCAUGUACUGCGACAUGCACGCUCAUUCACGUAAACACAAUGUAUUCAUCUACGGUUGCGAAAAUAAGCGACAGCCUGAGAAGAAACUAUCGGAGCAGGUGUUUCCACUCAUGCUACACAAGAAUGUAGCCGAUAAAUUUUCCUUUGAGAGCUGCAAGUUCAAGAUACAGAAGAACAAAGAGGGUACCGGACGAAUUGUUGUAUGGAUGUUGGGGGUUACAAAUAGCUACACCAUUGAAGCAUCAUUUGGCGGUACAACACUUGGUAGUCGCAGUGGAACACAUUUCAAUACCAUGGACUACGAGCAACUUGGUAGAGCAUUCUGUGAGACCCUGAUGGAUUACUAUGACGAGAAUCCAUUGAAAGUAAAUAGGCGGAAACGAUUGCUGUUGAGAUUAAAGAAGAUUAGACGCUUAGAACGUAGAUUGAGAAAAGCAAAGAAAGCACAAAAAUUGGAGGAGCAGGAGAGACUUCGCAUGAAAAUCCUCAAUCGGCUGUCAAAGGAAGGUUCAAGCGCGGAUGAACCACUAAAUAUACCCCUAUCCGAUUAUUCUAGCGAUGAGGGUGAUACGAGUUCAGAUAGUUCCGAAAAUGAAGCCAACAAAAGUAUUUAUGAGGGACCUUGCUGCCAACCACUGAAGGUGCCACCCUCAUCUCCGGUCAUGCCAUCAAAAUUAAAGUGCAAUAAGAAGUUCAGAAAAUCCAAAUUAAAACGACCCGUGACACUUAAGAAAUCCCACAAGUUUCCCUCGAGACCCAUCAUGGACAUUCCAACAACUGAUCCUGGCCUCGAUCUCCUCUACUCAACCUCCGAUGAUGACUACGAAACAGACGGAGAUAUUUUUGGGCGAGGAUACAAGGGGAAAUUGGUGAGGAAGUCCCCUCAACUUUUCACUGAUACGAAUGUUCUCAUGCCACCCGAAUUGAUUAUAACAUCAGCGAAAAAAACUGAUGAUGAGCUUGGAGAUAAGCCGUCAAGAGUGCCUGAAGGUGCUGCCCAAUCAAUAUCGGAAUUUCCCCCAAUAAACAUCAGCAAACGUGCUAAAUCUUGGCACAGUUUUAAUCGUUGCAUGGCCACGCUAAAAAUCACAAAUUCUACUCAAGAUGGUAUCAACUACGAUGCAGCCGAUAGCCUGCAGCUGAAGCUGUCGCUCAAGAAGCAGAUCUGGGCAGGAGCCUGGCCUGGAACAAAUGGAAUUGAUCGAUCCAGACCCCUUUCCUGGGGUGUUUCCUCAAUUACCAGCAAAAAAGCCACUGGAAAUCACCACCGGACUCAAGACUAUGACAGUGAAAGUCUCCUGACGGCAUGCUCUCAGAAAUUAGCAGCCUGGCAGGAGACAGAAAGACAAAAUGCUGUAGCAGCUUCCACAGCAAUCAGUGAUAAGAAAACUCCUCGGAAGCAAGUGACAAUUGCAGGAAGUGCAGUUCAAGUGAAGAGUUUGAGUGAGAAAGUAAACAAAAAUCGAAGGAAUACUGCCACAUUCCCCACGCCAACAAAAUGCUUGCCAGAAGAUCAGGGAAAGAGCAAACGAAAGCCCAAGAGCACAUUGACGAAAAUAGUGAAGGCUACAGAUUUCUUCACUCACCUGGCCAAAUCGUCCAAGACCCCCAAAAGCCGCGACGUGCCAAGCCAAGCACUUUUGGCGCCACAGAGCCUCGUGGGAACUCUUGUACCCAACACCAAUCACUCGGGUCACAAGCUGAAGGCCCCCAAUAAGUUCCGGACUGGAGCAAUUGUCGUGACAGCUGUUCAGCCCGGAAAGAAGUCCAAGAAGAUGCGUCCAAAUCGCCACAAGAAUCACGACACUUCCGACAGUGACUCUGAAAAUGCCAAGACAUUCGUUAGGAAGGUCCGGACGAAGAUCAAGCGGAAAAAGAGCAAAAGUAGCAAGCAAUAGGAUAGAAUUUAUCACAUUGUAAAUCAUCCCUGGAAUACAAGAAUUUUUAUCAAGCCCCA
This is a messenger RNA of Phlebotomus papatasi, 3906 nucleotides long. RefSeq names its product cytosolic carboxypeptidase Nna1 (gene Nna1). The transcript has 13 exons. NCBI's taxonomy places the organism in Eukaryota, Metazoa, Arthropoda, Insecta, Diptera, Psychodidae. Gene Ontology annotation, molecular function: metallocarboxypeptidase activity; zinc ion binding. Gene Ontology annotation, biological process: proteolysis. The record is from RefSeq and is a predicted model, not a curated record. The coding region runs from base 350 to 3847 and encodes 1165 amino acids.